AUGCUUCAUACCGUUCAGAACUGCCCUUGUCGGCCUCUGGGCGAUGAAUUCGAGCAAAUCAUCACGUUCAACCCUCACACACACCCAUACCACGAUCGCAAGUUCCGCACUUACCCUCGUCCUUUCCCUUCUAAACCGUCUAUACUAUUGGAUGAGUACAGCAAUGUGUCAGAAGAAAGUGUCAGCGGACGAUAUAAUCUGGGCGUCUUCUACUGGCUUAGCUCUCUGUUCUUUGCUGGCUAUCGAAAGGUCUUGAAGCACGAGGAUCUAUAUCCUCUUGACAAUGAAUUACGGUCUGAACUACUGGCUAAGAAAAAGUCAGACGCUUGGGAAAAAGUGCCCGGCAAGAGAAGGCCUGGUGCACUUUUUAGUUCCUGGAUGGGCGCUUUUUGUAUUGAUCUUCUGGUUACGCCACAAACACAACAGUUCGAUAACAAUGACUAUGGGCUCAUCGGUGCUUAUAUUCUUCAUCACUAUGCCCAAUCGUGA
Messenger RNA from Trichoderma virens Gv29-8, 489 nucleotides. RefSeq lists its product as uncharacterized. NCBI's taxonomy places the organism in Eukaryota, Fungi, Ascomycota, Sordariomycetes, Hypocreales, Hypocreaceae. The record is from RefSeq and is a predicted model, not a curated record. The coding region runs from base 1 to 489 and encodes 162 amino acids. The transcript has 5 exons.